Messenger RNA from Limulus polyphemus (Atlantic horseshoe crab), 1629 nucleotides. Its product is annotated as BTB/POZ domain-containing protein 6-like. The coding region runs from base 372 to 1415 and encodes 347 amino acids. NCBI's taxonomy places the organism in Eukaryota, Metazoa, Arthropoda, Merostomata, Xiphosura, Limulidae. Gene Ontology annotation, cellular component: cytosol. Gene Ontology annotation, biological process: neurogenesis. The record is from RefSeq and is a predicted model, not a curated record. The transcript has a single exon.
AGCUUCAAACAAACAAACCUUAUUGGUUGAAAUAUUUACAGAUAAUAAGAAACAUGGUACAAAAUGUAACAUCCUAAAAAAAAACCGAGUUCGUGCUUUGAUUGUUUGCUUUAGAGCAAAGCCACAUAGAGCUAUCUGCUGUGUCCACCACGAGGAAUAGAACCGCGGAUUUUAGCGUUGUAAGUCGUUAAACUAACCGCUGUCCCACCAGAGGACCGAGUUCAUGUACCUUAACAAAAUAUGGAAUACAUUACAAAAAGGUAUUGUCAGAUGACCGAGGACAACCGUUUAUAUUUGCUUAAUCAAUUUUUCUUCUUCUUUCCAGAUACGCCUACACAGACGCUCUGAAUUUUGAAAGAGUUGAAGACGCCAUGUUGACAGCUAUGGCCGCCAAGAAGUACUUGCUUCCGCAUCUGUUGCGAGAAUGUUUUAACUACAUCGAGAAAAACGUUUCGCACACGACGGUAUGCCAGGUUUUAGAGUUUGCUCUAAACCUCGAAUCACACCACGUUGUUUUUCAGUGUCUCAACAUCAUUGACCGACAAACAUAUUAUGUGUUAACAUCGCCUAACUUUUCCAAAGUAAACCUCGCUAUUCUCGAGAUCAUUGUGCAGAGAAAACAUCUUAACCUUCACUCAGAGAUUAUCCUUUAUAGCGCCCUCGUCCUGUGGGCCCAAGAGGAAUCAAAGCGACGUGGUCUUGAACCAACCAUCGAGAACGUAAGGACUGUAAUGGAUAAGAUAUUACCUUCCAUUCGCUUCCUCGCCAUGACAGCUGAGGAUUUCAGUAAAGGACCAGCUAAAACAGGACUACUUUCUAAGGAGGAGUGUUUCUACAUAUUCAUGAAUCUUGCCGUGCCUGGUAUUACAUCCUUACCACGAGGAAUAUGUUCGGAGACUUUAAGACGUACCCCUCCGCCAGAAUAUUACGUGUGUACUCGCUUCAAACCCAUCUCAUUUCACACACCCAUUCGACCAUUACGAGUUUUUGGAAUUCGUUUUGCUGUCACCAACAUGGAUGUUUUUGUUGUAGGGCUUGGUAUUUCUAUUAGACUGGAUGUUGGGUAUUAUUCCGCUAGAAAUCCGAGUUACGACGGACUACUUCGGUGUACGUGCAAGUUCCCGGAUGAACGUCUGGCUCGUGAAGAACUUAAAGUAAACUUUGUGCUUGCUAAAGAUAAAGAUGUGAAAAUUAGGUUUCGAAAACCACUCUUCGCUCGUAAAGGUGUCGAAUACGAAAUUGAGCUUCAGACACGGUCUUCUGUAUCACAAGAUAUCCUUGCACCCAACAACCGUAGCAGAAAACGAGAAGAAACAGCAGAGGGCGCUACAUUUCAGUUUUCAGCAUUUAAAAAAGGACAUCAGAAUGAGAUGGUGGAAGUAAUGGAAUUUUCCGAGAUUAUGUUUUACUAUUAAACUAUAGUUUUCUGGAAGAUAUGUUACUGUGGAUUAUGGAACGGCAUCUUUUCGUUUUGGUAACAUUGGAAACAACAUCCUUUGUUAAUAUGGGCCUUCAGACCUUCCUGGAGAAGGCUGCGAAGAAAUGCCGUGACAUAUAUAUAUAAAUUGAAUUUCAAAUAUGUUAAAUAUUCGUGAAUUCAAAUGCAUUUAUUUCAUUCAAAGAAAUAUA